This is a messenger RNA of Epinephelus moara (kelp grouper), 2831 nucleotides long. It is a transcript of the gene pmela, whose product is annotated as premelanosome protein a. The coding region runs from base 82 to 2430 and encodes 782 amino acids. NCBI's taxonomy places the organism in Eukaryota, Metazoa, Chordata, Actinopteri, Perciformes, Serranidae. Gene Ontology annotation, cellular component: melanosome. The transcript is spliced from 13 exons. The record is from RefSeq and is a predicted model, not a curated record. Gene Ontology annotation, biological process: melanosome organization.
UCUCUGGGAGUUGUGUUGGGGUUCAGGACUGCUGGGUGAGGAUCGGGGCUCAGAGAGAGGAGACAGACCAACAAAUACAGGAUGAGGACUCUGGCACUGCUGCUGCUGGUUUUGGCUUUUACAUUUGCCACUGCGACAAAGUCUAGAAGUCAGUUCACACGUUACCGCUCAUGGAACUCACGGAUGUAUCCCGUAUGGAAAGAUGGAGACCCAAGAUUCAGGAACUGUUGGUCUGGUGGUGAAGUAACUUUUGAUCUGAAAAACGAUGCACCCACCCUGACUGGAGCAAAAGCAACCUUCAAUAUUAAUCUUAAUUUCCCACCAAAUCAGACAACGCUCUCUGACGGACAGGUGGUCUGGGCACAAAACUGUACCAUCAAUGGACAACAGUACCAGGCGGGUCAGGCUGUGUAUCCUGACCAGGACUCCCAGUCGACUGGAGUUUUUCCUGAUGGUACACCCUUCAACAGGAGCCAGAACAAGAAACCCCACUAUGUGUUUGUGUGGAAGACAUGGGGGCGUUACUGGCAGGUGGCAGACGGACCCUCCUCCUCCCUCACUAUCGGUACAGACAAUGUCCCCCUGGGCUCCUACAACAUGGAGGUUGUCAUCUAUCACUGCCGCGGCAAAGACAAGUUCAUCCCUCUUGGCUAUGCCUCCACGGUCUUCACCAUCACAGACCAGGUUCCCUUCACCAUAUCGCUCGCCCAAGUCAAUGAUGUUAACGAGAACGACCAGAACUUCAUCCAGAACCGAGCCAUUGCUUUCAACGUCAAGCUCCAUGAUCCCAGCCAGUAUCUCAACAACGCCGACAUCAGCUUCAGCUGGGACUUUGGUGACAGCACUGGUACCCUGAUCUCCAGAGACCUCACCGUCACACAUACGUACCUCGCAGUCGGGACGUUCAAACCUCAGGUGGUCCUGAUGGCAAGCAUCCCCAAUGGCUGUGGAAACCCCACUGCUGUUGUUCCUAUGGAUGCCUCUGCUGCUCCAGAAGUAGUUGUGAUGGCCUCCACCCCUGCAGCCGUCCCUGCAGCACCAGCUGAGGGAGGAGAUGCAAUUGCUCUGGAUGUUCCUGCCUCUGACGCCACUCCCCUCGCUGCGUCCGUGCAGCCAGCUGAAGCAGAAGAUGGAGAAGCAGUCAUUGAUGCAGACACAGAGGUGAUAGAGGUUGCCUCAGUAGCACCUGCAGUAGUCGACACAGCUGUUGCUCCAGAGGAACAAGAUCCUGCUGACACUGCUGCAGAAGCGGAUGUUGCUGCCGAGGCUGCCGAUGCCGAUACAGCUGCUGCAGAUGCCGACGCAGCUGCCGAUGCCGAUACAGCUGCUGCAGAUGAAAACGCAGAGGUUGCAGAUGAAACUGCAGUAGUUGCAGAUGAAACCACAGUGGUUGCAGAUGCAGCUGAAGAAAAUGAGCCUGUGAUUGAUGCUGCUGCUUCAGUUGCACCUGUUACAGAGGGUGAAGAAGCUGCAGUUGAGGACGCUGGCGCUGCCACUGUUGCUCCUGCAGCCGAAGUACCUGUAGAGCAAGAAGUUGAUGUAGCUGUCGAUGCUGCUGCUGAUGCUGAUGCAGAGGUGGUCCAGGCUGAAACAGAAGCUCCUGCUGAUAACAUUGUAGCCCCUGCUGCCACUGAGGCCACACCUGUAGAAGAGGCAGCACCAGCUGCUGAUACUGAGGCUGAAGUACAGGCAACUGAGAAUGAAGCUGCAGCUCCUGCAGCAGGUGAUGAAGAGGCCGUUGCAGCUGAAGGUGAAGUCCAAGCAGAGGCAGAAGCAGAUCCAGCACAGGUUCCCCUCGUUGUGGCUAAAAGACAAGCACCAGAGCUGACAGCUGACUGCAUGGUCUACCGUUAUGGCUCCCUCGCCACCUCUGUAGAUGUUAUUCAGGGUAUUGAAAGUGUAGAGAUUGUACAGAUGACCAACGUUGUAGCAAUGGCGACUGAGUUGGAUCAGAAUGCUGUGGACGUCACCAUUACCUGUCAGGGAAGUCUGCCAAAUGAGGUCUGCACAGUCAUAUCAGAUGCUGACUGUAUCACACCGGUGGAAACGGUCUGUAAUGCAGCUACACCCUCUCCAGACUGUCAAAUGAUCCUUCGUCAGUUCUUCAAUGACUCCGGAGUAUUUUGCAUCAAUGUCUCCCUGACCAAUGAUGUCAGUCUUGCUGUGGCAAGUGCUAGAGUCAGUGUAACACUAGCCUCUGGUGGUUCCCCAGCUGGAACUGCAGCCACAGUCCUGGGGGUAAUGGUUCUCGCCUGUGUUGUCUGUUGCAUUGGUUUGAUGUACAGGCGGUUUAAACAAUAUCAGCCACUGAGAGAAGACAGUAAUGGAGGCAGCUCAGCGGUAACAUCAGUGCCUAUGUUGUUGUGGAACCUAUUGAGCCGACAGUCGCCAGGAGAGAGUCGUCCACUGCUUCAGGGGAGGAUUGUGUGAAUAGCAUCAUCAACAUCAUCACCAUCCAUUAAAAUACUGACUUUAUGCACAUUAUACUCUAACUAUAGUGAUAUUGUAACUGCCAAUGUACCAUACCAGAACCAAUUAAAUGAGCCAAGUUAAGUGAACCAGCCCCGUGUGCAACAACGUGCGUAGAAAUAGAAAGAAGUGUGAAAUAGAGAAGUGUCAGAAGAAUGUUGAAAGUGAUAUUUAUUUUGACCUGCAGUGUUUUAUAUUAAUUGGCACCAUUAGUUUAUAGAAGCCAUGCCUUACUCUUUUAUUUUUGGCCUACUUAUACUAAAUCAAUGUUAACACAUUUCAGUUCUUUCUUUACAUUGUAAUUAAAUCACUUACAUCACAGAACGUUAUGAAAUGAAUAAAAUGGAACUUUAUUACUGUUA